AUGACAAUACCACCAUUCAAUACCUGGAAGAUUUCUUGGAUCUCUAUCAUCCCAACAAGCAUAUCUUUGCCCAUCUUGGGAAAUUUUGGCACCACCGACAAUUACAACACAGAAAUAUUUGAAAGGUUCCACAUAGAUUUUGCCAAGGAAUGCUGGAGGGCAUCAAAUUUCUGUGACGAAGUUCCUCAGAUAACUCAGUGGCAUAGUAGGCAGGAGAAAGUAGCUGUGUUUGAAAGCUACCUGAACAACUACAAGAGAGAAGAAGAGAAGCAGGCAGAGCUGGAAAGAGAUAUAGAGGCCAGUUCAUCACCUACAUUCAAACCUCUAUCUAUUUUCCUGGCUAAACAACCACAUUCCCCUGGCCAAACACUGAAAAGCAUUCAAACAAGUCAUCAAUGUCCAUCUUUCUCAUAUCACCUACGUACUUUCCUUAACAAAUUCAUGGACAGAGGGAACACAAUCCCUCAAGUGGCCUUGGCCCAGCUUCCAUUUGAUCAACUAAAUAUUUGGCACUCAUUCAAAUUUGUGUUGGAUAGUCUGGGUAAUGAUAUAAGUAGCAUCCAAAAUAUGGAUGGUAUAGAGGUCAAGCCUGGAAAAAGAGGAGAGGAGGGCAGAUUUGAUACUGUUAUUGUAGUACAUACUGAUGAAGCAGAGGCAACAGCCCUGCAAGGCUCUUUGGCUUACGUGGAGUGGUACAAAAUAUCUAGAAAUCCUGGGCAAUUUCAUAACAUGUACAUUGUUACCAAGCUAGUCCCUCAGGCAAAUGGUGUUGCACCUGGUGCUAUUAUUCUACUGGGGAACAUACAUCAAAGUUGUCAUCUGGUUCCUCUUACUGGACCUGGGAUUGUUUGGCUGUCUAAAUUUGGAGGAUAG
Messenger RNA from Serpula lacrymans var. lacrymans S7.9, 873 nucleotides. RefSeq lists its product as uncharacterized. The record is from RefSeq and is a predicted model, not a curated record. The transcript has 3 exons. NCBI's taxonomy places the organism in Eukaryota, Fungi, Basidiomycota, Agaricomycetes, Boletales, Serpulaceae. Bases 1 to 873 code for a protein of 290 amino acids.